CAGCUGUCAGUCUGAUGGUAACAGCCUCCAUGAUGGAGUCCUAGUGUCUGGGAUUGCUCCAGAGGGUUGCCCACUACAGAGGAGGAAGAAUGAAUAGAAUUAACAUUGACCCAUCAGUUUGGUUUAGAUUACCAGUGAAUAAAGAUGAUGCACAAGGUUACUUCGAUUUGAUUCAGCACCCAAUGGAUUUUUCAACCAUCCAAGGGAAAAUAAAGAAAAAAGCUACCAGAACUGGCUGGGAUAUCGGAAUGUAUAGGCGUGCACAGAAAGAGGCGAAACUUGACAUUGCACAUGCCAGUGCCAUGAAAAUGGUGCAAAGCCAGGUUGAGAAGCUUGAUGAUGACAUCAGGGAAAAGGAAGAGUGUAUUCGUGAUUUGACUGCUGAGAUCGAAUGGAAGGAAAGACUUGAGAGCUGA
This is a messenger RNA of Lineus longissimus, 416 nucleotides long. RefSeq lists its product as uncharacterized. The record is from RefSeq and is a predicted model, not a curated record. Lineage: Eukaryota; Metazoa; Nemertea; Pilidiophora; Heteronemertea; Lineidae. Bases 90 to 416 code for a protein of 108 amino acids. Gene Ontology annotation, molecular function: protein binding. The transcript is spliced from 5 exons.